This is a messenger RNA of Halichondria panicea, 819 nucleotides long. RefSeq names its product tubulin delta chain-like. Gene Ontology annotation, biological process: microtubule cytoskeleton organization; mitotic cell cycle. Lineage: Eukaryota; Metazoa; Porifera; Demospongiae; Suberitida; Halichondriidae. The coding region runs from base 1 to 819 and encodes 272 amino acids. The record is from RefSeq and is a predicted model, not a curated record. Gene Ontology annotation, cellular component: cytoplasm; microtubule. The transcript has 2 exons. Gene Ontology annotation, molecular function: structural constituent of cytoskeleton; GTP binding.
AUGUCUUUGGUAUUCAUACACAUCGGCCAGUGUGGCAACCAGCUCGGUCAGGCAUUUUGGAAAGAGAUGGAAACCUUAUCGCAAACACCCACCGGCACCAGAACUCAGAAAAACAAGAAGAUUUCCAGCUAUUCGCAUGUAGGUCUACCAGCAGACAUAGCUGCUGCACAGCUCAUUACUCGACAUGUUCCCUACUCCCUUCCUGAUGGCUCUCUUCCAUGCAUUCUAGUGGACUCCGAGCCAAAAGUUGUGCAGGGAUGUGCACAAAUACUUGGUGAUACAAAAAUAUCGAAAGAAUUUGUGCUCAGUGAUAAGACUGGCAGAGGAAACAACUGGGCAUAUGGGUACAAUGGGAGAAAUUUAAAGAACCCGCAAGAUUUGUACGGGCCCGGAAACUUAGCUGAGUGUGUAAUGGAUGGAGUGAGGAGGACGGCCGAAAGAUGUGACCGUUUUACUGGCACUGUCCUAUUUCACAGCCUUUCUGGAGGAACUGGAUCAGGACUUGGCUCUGCACUGGUUGAGCGUCUACGCGAUGAAUACCCCCUGGCAUACCUCCUCUCCAUACUUGUAGCUCCCUUUGAGCAAGGAGAGACUCCAUUACAACACUACAACUCCCUCCUCUGUCUCUCCUGGGUGCAACGCUACUGUGAUGCUAUUCUGCUCCUACGGAAUGACUCCGUGCUGGAGCAGAUAAAGAGACAAGCAAGUGGGCAGGCAAUGACGAGAGGAGGACAUCAGUCCCUGGCAGAGAUGAACGCCAAUAUCUCAAAAUGUCUCGGUAGUGUAUUCUUACCACUGUGGAGUCCCAAUGCAGCAUAA